AUGAUAAUGUUUGAUAUCGUCAAAUACACCUUAAUUGGGUUAUUUAGCUAUUUGCUAUAUGUAAUUCUCGAUAUAGUACUACCACCAUUCAAUUUUCCCAAAAAUAUCCCAACAAUCCCAUUCUAUGUUUCCUUCUUAGGUGCUUACACUAACUUGGAUCAGAGGGAUAUUUACAAUUUGUAUUUGAGAGAGAAGUUGGAAAAGUACGGGGCAGUAAAGAUAUAUUUUGCUUCAAGAUGGAACAUACUCAUUACUAGGCCAGAAUAUCUUCUUGAAAUGUUUAGAAAUGAAGAUGUGUACUCAAAACGGGGAAACCACCUAAAAAUCCCUGGUUCAGUGAUGGCUACAUACACUGGUGAUAAUAUCAUUAGUGCUCAUGGAGAAUUAUGGAAAUUAUAUCGAGAAGUUAUUGCCAAAAGUAUUCAAUUUCCCGAUUUUGAACCAAUUACGAAAAAUACUAAAUCAUUACUUGAAAUUAUUGAUGGUAUGAUUGACAGUGAUAAAAAUCAUGCAAUUAUUCCAAUCACAGAUUUAUUUCAAAAAUAUUCAUUAGCAAACGUUACAGAAUCUAUACUUGGAGUAAAUUUUAAGGUUCUUGAAGGCGAUCAAUCAAUCAUGCAUCAAAAAAUAAAGUACGUCAAGCUGCAAAUAUUCAAACCUUUUUUCUUGAACUUUCCUUAUUUUGAUAGCUUUCCUAUUCCAAGUAGGUUACAAGCAAGAAAGGAAGUUAUUAAUUUUAGGAAUUGGUAUGGUCAAAGUAUUAUUGACAAGCAUGAUCCACAACUUCCUAAUAGUGCAGCUACAAAAUUAGUUGAUGGCUUGAUGCAAGAAAAACUCACUGAAAAACAAUUUUUGGAUAAUGCCAUUAUUGUGAUGAUUGCUGGACAUGAAAAUCCACUUUUGUUAAUGUUAUCGUUGAUGUUUGUUGCUGCAAAAUAUCCAAAAGUUCAGGAGGCCAUACGUUCAGAAAUAGAUCCAACAAAACCUUAUCUACACUCUGUUAUUUAUGAAACUUUAAGAAUGUAUCCACCAUUGGGAUUAAUCAUUAAUCGUUAUACCACCAGACCUACUAAACUAGGCAACAUAGUAAUUCCCAAAGGUGUUUACUGUGGCUAUAAUAAUUUUGGUACGGGUAGAGACAGAAAUGUUUGGGGACCAGACUCGGAUGAGUUUAAACCAGAGAGAUGGGGAAGGGAUAAUAUUGAAGAAAUAAAUCGCAAUUAUGCUAAUGCCAAAAGAUCAGCUGAAUUACCUGCGUUUCAUGGCAGAAAGAGAGCUUGUUUAGGAGAAAAGUAUGCCUUAUAUGAAGUUAAAGAAUUGCUAACUAGUAUUUUAGGACAUUACAAAGUUACUUUAGAUGCAAGUUGGAAAGAGAAAAUAACCCCUGCUGGACCUAUUAGUCCAUUUGGUUUGAAGGUGAAAUUUGAAAAGCUUAUUGUUGCAUAA
Candida tropicalis MYA-3404 is the source of this 1446-nucleotide messenger RNA. RefSeq names its product putative cytochrome (gene DIT2). NCBI's taxonomy places the organism in Eukaryota, Fungi, Ascomycota, Pichiomycetes, Serinales, Debaryomycetaceae. The transcript has a single exon. The record is from RefSeq and is a predicted model, not a curated record. The coding region runs from base 1 to 1446 and encodes 481 amino acids. Gene Ontology annotation, molecular function: heme binding; iron ion binding; monooxygenase activity.